AGACGGUACGGCGAGAAAAGCGUGUGGAUGAACAGAGCGGAGGAGGAAGAGGAGGAGGAGGAGGAGGAAUACUGGAAAUAUAUUCAUUCCAGCGCCUCUGAUUGGAUAUAAAAGGACAUUUCGAGUUCGUUCGCGUCUUCACUCCGUCUGCGUUUUGUGAAUGUGUUUGUUUAUUUGUUGUGAAUCAGACAAUCCGGUGUUGCUUUAAGAGAGAGGGAUCCGCUCGCCGUGUCCAAACACACACAGGGAUCAGAUCAGAUCAGAUCAGAUGAGAUCAGAUGAGAAUGGAUGGAGCUGGACUGUAGGGCUGUAACCGCACUUCUUUCCCCCAUCGAUCAGGAUCUCACCCUGCCUGUGAUCAGAGGAAUCCAGCCUGUGACCGAGUCCGGCCAGGACAUGAGGUUCGAGACAGGGAUCAUACAGGAAUAAUAAUAAUAAUAAUAAUAAUAAUAAUAAUAGUAGUAGUGGUGCGGUGAAUUCCUUCGGGAGGAUGUCAUCAUCUGUCGCCUUGUUGAAGCUGUGAAGCCCCGCUGCUGCUGUGCUGACGCUCUCCCGGGGUGUGAACAUGGGGGACCUGAGCCAGACCAGCCCCUGGAAAAAAAAGACUUUCAUUGUUCCCGCGAUCAAAUCUUUUGAGCAUUAUGAUUUUAACAGAGCGAAAAUCCGCUCGAGUCUCACCUGGCUCGUGGCCAAAGCCUUUGGUACAGACAGCAUCCCAGACAAACUGAAGGAUCCGUUUUACACAGAUCAGUAUGAGCAGGAGCAUGUGAAGCCUCCGGUGGUCGACCUGCUGCUCUCGGCCGAGCUGUACUGUCGCGCGGGCAGUCUGAUCCUCAAAAGCGAUGCUGCCAAACCACUGCUGGGCCACGACGCUGUUAUCCAAGCUCUGGCUCAGAAAGGCCUGUAUGUGACGGUCCAUGAGAGACUGGUCACUGAGAGAGACCUCUCCAUGAGACCAAUCCAGAUGAGUGCUCAUCUGGCGCUGAUUGACACUUUGAUGAUGGCCUAUACGGUCGAGACGGUGAGUAUGGAGAAGGUGGUAGCGUGCAUGCAGCAGUAUUCUACCGACUGCGCUGAUGGAGACGUACCUUAUGACACAGAAGAUGGAGUCAUUAGCUGGAUGAAUAAGGUGAACGAAUACUUGAAAGAAAUCAUCAUUCAGGAGCAAAGCAGGAAAGAGGCGCAGAGGGCAGAGCCCCUUGAGAUCCCUAAGGCCCGUUAUAGGAAAGAACAAACGUUGCCUAAAAUGGUACCAUGGAUCCCCCCAGUGGACAAUCUGCUGAAGGACAGCACAGAUGGCUGCGCCCUGGCUGCGCUGCUGCAUUUCUACUGCCCUGACCUCGUCAAACUAGAGGACGUGUGCCUGAAGGAAAGCAUGUCAUUAGCGGACAGCUUGUACAAUCUGCAGCUCAUUCAGGAUUUCUGCCGCGAGCACUUAAACCGCUGCUGUCACUUCAGCCUGGAGGAUAUGCUCUACUCCUCUUCUGCCAUCAAAAACAACUACCUUGUGUUUAUGGCUGAGCUGUUUUGGUGGUUUGAAGUGGUUAAGCCAUCUUUUGUGCGGCCUCAGGUUCUGGUCAAUGAUGCACCAGCUUCAUCAAUGAAGAAUGUCCCAUCUGUGCCCAUCUCAAAAGUCACAAAGAGAAGCUUCAUGGAAAAACCUCCCAGUCCAGACAGACCAAGUCUCCCACUUCGACAACAGCCUUUAACAUCAAACUCAGGUGAGAUCAGGCGAUCAACCUCCAUGUCAUUUGUCGACAGCUUUUUGGGGACUUGGCCCAAGGAGAGGAGGUCAGGGACUCAGGGAGUGUCCUUUGACAUCCCAUUUGAUAAGGACAACACCAACCAAACUCUUACCCAACCCAAAUGGGGUAUGACCAGGUCUGUGAGUACUGAGGGCUUUGGGCUCAAAGUAGCCAAGGGAAUGAAGCGAAAUCUGUCCUUCCAACCUGUCAAUGGCCAAAACAUUGGUAUUGAAGAAGAGGGCUGUCCAGAUACUCUUGUGGGAAUCCAACAUGGUGGUCUGAAUGGCACAGCACAAGGUAGCAUUGAGGAAACCCUGGAAAUAAUCCAUAAUUCAGAAAAGCAACAGGAGGACACCAGAGUUGAGACAGAGAAUGAAGGUUUCUUCCUUCACAUGCAGACCAAAGGAGAGCUGAUUUCAAAAACCCAAGCUGAAGAAAGCGACUCUGUGUCAGAGGCCAUGGGGAUUUCGAGCGCUUCAACUACAGAGGUGGACACUGGAAUUCACGUAAAGACAGAAGACAUUCAAGAGACUCUGGAUGAGGACUCAUCGCUGAGAGACUGUACAACAAGUAUGGAGUUAGAUGCAGACCAGUAUUUUGAGGCUAGGGCAAGUCAUAGCCAGGAUUCCAUUGGUUCAUAUCCCAGCAGUGUUGGAACCAAGUCUCCCAUAGCUGAUACCCCCAUGGGAGUUAAGAUGACCAGCUUUGCUGAACAAAAGUUAAAAAAACUCAAUCCAAAUGCAGAGUCCAAAUGGGGCAACUCUCAGGGGACUACACCAGACAGUUCAGACCUCAACCUUUCCCACUCAGUCUCCUGGGCCCCCUCACCAGAGACAAGCCCUGCCCACCAGCCACAGAGGGAUCCAGCGCAAGCAAUGGCUGCUGAAAUGGUGCAGCUGCGCAUGCGGCUGGAAGAAAAGCGCCGAGCCAUAGAAGCUCAGAAGAAAAAGGUGGAAGCUGCUUUCACACGGCACAGACAAAAGAUGGGGCGCAGUGCCUUUCUUACAGUGGUCAAGAGAAAGAAUGAUGGUGCCUCUCCAGUCCAGUACACCACAAGCGCAGAGGGUACCAAGACACUAUCUGAUACUGCAAAAUCUCCAGAAAAGUCUCCUAUCAAGUCCCUUAGUGAAGAGAGCACGUCUGAGGCAGACUUGCUGGAGUACACACGUUCUAUCGAGAAGUUGAACAGUUCUCUGAGCUUUCUGCAGGUGGAGAUGCAGCGGCUAGCCCAACAACAAGAGAUCAUCAUGCAAAUGCGAGAACAGCAGGCCUGGGUUGUGUCUCCCCCACAGCCUUCCCCCCAGAAACAGGUACGUGAGCUUAGAGGAAGUGGGACUCGCUCCUCAGGUUCCCCCUCACCAGCUGACUCCCCGCAUGCUACCCAUCGCUCCCCAACUAAUAUCAAAAGGAAGUCAGCUUCCUUCCACUCCAAAACCCCAAGGACACCCAGGCCUACAGACCUGAAGAUCACGCCAUUCAACCGGGUUCUCACUGUACCCCAGUCUGUGGACAGCAUACCUCGUCUGCGCAGAUUCUCACCCUCUCAGUCUGUAUCCAGUUCCUUUGCAUAUUUGGGGAAUGACACAAAACCAAGCAAAGAUGAUAUGCAAGCUGAACCCGUGUGUACAGAAGGUACUGCUUCUGAUCUCACUUUACCCACAAAAGACAUACAACAGCCUGAAACUGAAACAGAUAUUGCAGAUUCAAGAACCAAGGAGUUAGAUGACAAUGUGGAGGAAAAUGGAGAGAUGAAGGAUGAAGGAAAAGAAUCAGAAGGAGAAAUUAAGCCCACAGUGGAAUCUAGUGUUUCUGAGGUGUUGUCACAAGCUGUGAAAGAAACAUUCAUAGUAACUCCUACUGAGAAGCCAAUAGAUUUCGUGAUUCAAAACAACAAAAGCUUGAUCGAAGUACCACUAUCAGUCCUAAAGCCUGCUGAUGGACAGGAGUUGGAUGAGGGUGGAGAGACACUGACAGCAGGAGAGAACCAGGAUGAUGACCAGAAGAUGUGCUGUGGAUUCUUCUUUAAGGAUGAUAUGAAGGGGGAGGACAGCAUGGCACUGAAGCGAGCUGCCCUGCUGGAGAAGAGGCAGAGGAGGGAGCGGGAGAAUCAGCAGAGGAAGCAGCAGCUCGAGGCUGAGCUGGAACAGAAGAAAGAGGAGGCCAGAUUAAAGGCAGAGGAAGAUCGGCUAAAAAAGGAGGAGGAGAAAGCCAGACGGGAGUUCAUCAAGCAGGAGUACCUGAGGAGAAAGCAGCUCAAGCUCAUGGAGGACAUGGACAUGCUGGUGAAAGCUCGGCCAGCCACAGCUAAGCAAAGGAAGCCACGUCCCAAAUCCAUUCAUCGGGAUGUGAUUGAGUCACCCAAGACCCCUGUUAGGGCAACAGCAGGUUCACGUCCUCGUGUUUUUUCAGUGUCCAGUAUCUCUUUGGCCUCCCUCAAUCUGGGAGAUAAUGACAGUGUCAGCUCAGAGAAACGAACCCCCAGUAGGCCUGACUCGGCUGACAGCUUUCUGUCUCCUUCUCGGUCUGGGAGCCAUAAUGGAGAGAAGGACUGGGAAAAUACUUCCACCACCUCCUCUGUCACUUCCAUCACUGAAUACACAGGUCCUAAAUUGUACAAGGAGCCCAGUGCCAAGUCAAAUAAGCAUAUUAUUCAGAAUGCUUUGGCUCAUUGUUGUCUGGCUGGGAAGGUCAAUGAAGGUCAGAAGAACAAGAUCCUGGAGGAGAUGGAGAAAUCGCAGGCCAACAACUUUCUAAUCCUGUUCCGGGAUUCGGGCUGCCAGUUCCGCGCUGUGUACACAUACUGCCCCGACACCGAGCAGAUUAACAAGUUGGCGGGCAUUGGGCCCAAGAGCAUCUCGCGCAAGAUGAUUGACGGCCUAUUCAAGUACAAUUCUGACCGGAAGCAGUUUAGCCAAAUCCCAGCUAAGACCAUGUCUGCCAGUGUAGAUGCCAUUACCAUCCAUAGCCACUUGUGGCAGACCAAGAAGCCAGGAACACCGAAGAAAGUGUCACCCAACAAGUCCUAAGGUUUUAUAUUGGCAUUCGCUUAUAUUGGCGUGCUUCUGUUCUCAGCAAUGCUCUCUUUCGCUGUACUGACUCCAGCCUGCACUCCAGCCUGCACUGCACAGAAUUCUGCAUCUUUGUCAUGGAACAAAACCCACACUUUCUCUCAAAAAAUAUAUAUAUGCACAACUGGAUUGUAAAACAGUAUGGGCUUGUCAGUGGAUCUCACGCCUGCAUUUAUAACCUGAGCGUCUCAUUGCUGUUCAGUUAAAGCAUGUGUGUAUGGCUGGGUGGGUGAGUGUGUGUAACUUUUAUAUGUGGCAAGAAAAUAGUAAAUGAGGAAGUGAUGAAAUAUGACUGAUAUUUGGUACAAUGAAGCACUGAAUGUCAUUUGUCUGUAUAAAGAGAAACGUUGCAUAUACAUACGUUAACAUGUGGCCUUGGUUUCGAAUUCUUUGGUUGUUUUAUAGUAUGUAAUGAAGUGAUCUUACGAAAGAUAAUUACCACUCGAGUGUUUUUUUAAAGAGCUGGUCACCUGUGGACUUCGCUUUCAGGAGCAAUGCUGUAUGUAUGCAUUAAACAAAUCAGUGUGCUAAUACAUAGUAUAUUUUUGCUUGCAUUUGCUACGUUUCAUUUUUUAAAGUGGCUUUGGUUCACAGCAGGAUUGUGAAUUCUUACAGUGUUUUAGGAUUUUCAUUUUAUUAUUUAUCUGCAUAAUCUCACAGAUCAAAGGAAUUGUUUUUUUAAUUCAGCAUGUCAUGAUAAGUUGCUACGGUUUAGAACGCCACACUCCUGUUGCAUAAUUAUGUGAUUGUAGGUUGUUAAAAUGAAGCUAGCAGAUAUUUGAUAAUGCCAUAAUGAAUAAUGUAUCAGUGAUAUUUCUCUUGUCAGCUUCACAGUUUAAAUUAAUAUAUAUUGACAAGUUUCAUUGUAUCAGUAGUUAUUCUUGUUCGUCUCAUUUGUGAUAGAUGACAUAUUUCACUGAUUCUGCCACAGUCAUUAUGAUUUCCAGAGUAAAGUUCCCUGGGUACAAGUAGAGACGGUAUUGUCCCAUAAUGUCCUAAAAUUUAUCAAAACUGUUAAAAAGCAAUGUGCCAAACACCAUCUUUGUAUUGCUAAUGGAUGAUUUAGACUGAGAACUGAUGCUUUUAUAAAUAAUUUAUUUUUAAUUCGUAUUUGGCAUGGGAUAUCAAAAGUUCAGCUGGUUGAUGUUUGUGGAAUAUAUUUCAGUGUAAGGAGAAAGCAUGGCCCCUUUUGGAUCUCUCUUGGGUGAAAUAGUGCUGUUUACGGGUCACAGUUCGCUAACUUUAAUAUGAACAUACGCUGAUUUGAUUUUUGUUGAUUUUUCUAGUUGUCUUUCAGUUCCUUAUUCCAUGGCCAAUGCCUUUCCACAAUCAUCAACACACUCCUUUUAAUAAAUAUAGUAAAUUACUGAAUGUAACUUGGAUUGUGCACUGGAAAAUGUACAGAUCUGAUGUACUGUAUUUGGGGGACAACACACACCUUUUUGAAGCAGUUGUAUUUAAAUAAUUUGGCUGUUCCAAGCCACAAAUUGAACUGGCUAUGUAUUUGUAAAUAAGCACAGUUUACAUAUUGUACAGUGUAUUUUGAACUCAUCUACCCAUCUUAAUCAAGCAUUUUUUCAGUUGUUAAAUAGUCACACACAUAUCUAAG
This is a messenger RNA of Neoarius graeffei (lesser salmon catfish), 6422 nucleotides long. It is a transcript of the gene camsap2a, whose product is annotated as calmodulin regulated spectrin-associated protein family, member 2a. Gene Ontology annotation, molecular function: calmodulin binding; microtubule minus-end binding; spectrin binding. The transcript has 17 exons. Lineage: Eukaryota; Metazoa; Chordata; Actinopteri; Siluriformes; Ariidae. Gene Ontology annotation, cellular component: microtubule minus-end. Gene Ontology annotation, biological process: neuron projection development; cytoplasmic microtubule organization; negative regulation of microtubule depolymerization. Bases 566 to 4771 code for a protein of 1401 amino acids. The record is from RefSeq and is a predicted model, not a curated record.